Messenger RNA from Cuscuta epithymum, 1675 nucleotides. The record is from the annotation of a GenBank genome assembly. NCBI's taxonomy places the organism in Eukaryota, Viridiplantae, Streptophyta, Magnoliopsida, Solanales, Convolvulaceae.
GGACAAACAAACUUUUUAUUGUUGUAUACGUAAUGUGUGUAUUAAAGGCAACCCGAGUAAAUUGAAUUAAUAUUACACCAUAAAUUUCAACCCCAAUACAAAUCCAUGACCUAAGUUCUACUGCUCUCGUUGGACUCUUUUUCUCCAUAUUUCACUGGCUAGCUUGAUGUUGUCUCUAAUUCUCUUUUCAUAAAGUCCUAGACUCCUCCUAGCAUGAUUUGCUUCCAUCUUUUUUAAAGAAAAGAAGAAAAAGAUGAGUCUUUCCACAGAAGGGUCAAGAAAGGUGACAUGGCAGCCUGGAGGGAUGGUGGAAGAUACAACCAUCUCAAGUUACUGGAUGAACUGGAGGGUGGGUUUAUGCUUCCUUUGGAUUUUCAUAGCAAUGGUUUUAUCAGGUGUGAUUAUAUUUAAGUAUGAAGGCAGAAAAGGUGGUAGUGGUAGAAAGAACAGAGGAGGAAGCAGAGAGCAGGAAGAGGGGUUCUCCUCUGAAGCUGGUGGGCCUGCAGUUUUGUAUGAAGAUGAAGUGUGGAAGACAUGCCUGAAGAAUGUUCAUCCUGCAUGGCUGCUUGGAUACAGAAUUGUUGCUUUUGUUGUUCUUCUCUCAAUGCUCAUUCUUAAUGCUAAAUCUGAUGGUUCUUCCAUUUUCUACUUUUAUACUCAGUGGACGUUCACAUUAGUUACCAUAUACUUUGGGCUUGGGUCAAUGCUAUCGAUGUAUGGGUGCUACCAAUACCAUAAUAACAGAAUCAGCAGUGAAACAGAUCAUAAUCCCAGGUCUGAUGAUGCAGAGUUUGGAUCGGCCGAUCUAUUUUCCCAUCCUGCAAAUGCAAAACAGUCCCCAGCACAUGAAGAACCAAACAGAAAAGUUGCAAACUUAUUGUGCUAUAUUUUUCAAAUAAUUUUCCAGGUGAAUGCCGGAGCAGCAACUCUUACAGAUUGUGUCUAUUGGUUUGUGCUUGUACCAUGUUUGACCAUCAAAGGCUAUAAUUUGAAUUCUUUGAUGAUAGGCAUGCAUUUGGUAAAUGUGAUUGUCCUGCUUAUAGAGGCUGCGCUGAACUGUUUGCGCUUCCCUUGGUUUAGAAUUGGAUAUUUAAUUCUGUGGACAUCUAUUUAUGUCAUUUUCCAAUGGGCUCUCCAUGCUUGCAACCAAAUUUGGUGGCCAUACCCUUUCCUUAAACUGUCUUCUCCCUUUGCUCCUUUAUGGUAUUUAUCGCUGGGGUUAAUGCACAUACCAUGCUAUGGCAUGUUUGUUAUGGUAAUGAAGUUCAAACACCAUUAUCUGUCCAAAAGGUUUCCUCUGUCUUAUCAGUGUGCAAGAUGAUAGAAGGAUCGAAGGGUCGAGGUUUACUCCAUGGCCAACGGCGAGUUGCCAAACAGAACUUUAAUUUAGUUAGAUAUCUUCACAAGGGAGCUGAAGUUAAGAGAAAUACGUUCAACUCCUUUGUAUAUUUUGAUUUUGAGAUUCGGGGGAGUGGGAGUGGGGCAUUUGACAAGAAGGAAAAACAAAUGGAAAAGGGAUUUAAUUUGUAGUACUAAUAGUGAUGUAUUUAUUACACAUUUACACCUCAUAAGGAAUGGGGAUAGUGAGGUUUGUUAGUAGGAAUAUAUAUACACAGUCCUGAAUCGUUGAUUACUUUGGUGGUACACAAUAUUGGAUUUAAUGAAUCACACUUCC